Messenger RNA from Suillus bovinus, 453 nucleotides. Its product is annotated as chorismate mutase. The transcript is spliced from 4 exons. Gene Ontology annotation, molecular function: chorismate mutase activity. Gene Ontology annotation, biological process: salicylic acid biosynthetic process; chorismate metabolic process. Bases 1 to 453 code for a protein of 150 amino acids. The record is from RefSeq and is a predicted model, not a curated record. Lineage: Eukaryota; Fungi; Basidiomycota; Agaricomycetes; Boletales; Suillaceae.
AUGUUAGGUUUUCUUGUUGCCCUUCAAAUCAUCGACCCUUCCGACAAAUGUUAUUUCAACCCUCUCCCUUCCAUACCAACCUCGACUGCCAACCGUACCGUACCAUGGGGCCAGCCAACGAUUCAAUUCGCAAAUGGCACGACAUGCUGUUCUUCACUGAAUGAAAUUCGAGUACAGCUGGACACCAUCGAUGCGCAAUUAGUGCAGCUAUUAUCAACAAGAGCUUCGUAUGUCAGAGAAGCGACCCGCUUCAAGUCUACCGUUUCAGAUGUCAACGAUCCGUCUCGGAAUCAGCAGGUGAUACAGGGCGCUGUUGAUGCCGCUCCAUCAGUGCAUCUGCCACAGAUCGUCGCUGAGGUGGUGUAUGAGGGUAUAAUAAAUUCUAGUGUGACCUUUGAGGAAUGCAUAUUCAAUACAUACAGAGAGCUUCACUUGAAAGCACAACCAGCUUAG